Messenger RNA from Pelagomonas calceolata, 680 nucleotides. Lineage: Eukaryota; Pelagophyceae; Pelagomonadales; Pelagomonadaceae. The record is from the annotation of a GenBank genome assembly.
AUACUAGCACGAAGCGCCGCACGAACCUGAGCAAGCACAGCUCGGACGGCGCUCGGGUAGCGGCCAAAACGGUAGGGCUCACAGCCAUACUGACACACGCACGCAACCACUGCGUGCGCCGCAGCCCACCAAGCGACCCACACUCUGCGCCCCACACCAGGAGUCGUAAGGGGGCAGCCCAUUUACGCCACCGGCGCGGUCCCGGAGGCGGCAAGCAGCCCAUUUACGCCAGCGAUGGCCCCCGGCCUCAGGACCGCCCUCGCCGCCGCCCUGGCCUGCCUCCGGAUACGGGCCGAGGACGCGGAGCUCUCGAUGGGAGAAGUGUAUCAUGGGAUGCUCGACACGGACGAGGACGGUAGAGUAAACAAGCCCGAGCUCGACCACUUCGUGCGGGAGAUGCUCAAGAUGAGCGGGGCGCCGCACCUGUCGCGCGACCCCGAUUUGGAGCCGGUGCUCGCCGAGGCGUGGCGUAUGUCCGACGAGGACGGCGACGGGGACCUAUCUAUAAAGGAGGCGGGCAACACGAACGCGGAGCUGAAUCGCAUCGUGGGCGCGUACAUGGCGGACAAGCUGCGCGGCGACCUGGACGGCGACGGUAUUGAUGAUUUGACGGGCGACCGGUUGACGAUGCGGGGGCGCGUCGACGCCCAGGGAUACAUUGUGCACGAAUCUUAAUUUUA